Molecule: messenger RNA, 1531 nt
Organism: Haplochromis burtoni (Burton's mouthbrooder)
Lineage: Eukaryota; Metazoa; Chordata; Actinopteri; Cichliformes; Cichlidae
Product: interferon-inducible GTPase 5-like
Exons: 2
Cellular component (GO): membrane
Molecular function (GO): GTP binding
Source: RefSeq, a predicted model, not a curated record
AAAGCAAAAUAACCCCAAAAAAAAGCCCCAAAGUUUAAAGUUUAUCCUCUUUUUUUCAUUCCAGGUAUCAGAGACAAGCACAGACAACCAAUUUGAAAUUGAAACUGUGAGAGAAGAAAUCAAAGAAGCUCUGCUGAACAAUGACAAAUCACUGGCUAUCACAAAGAUCAAGGAGUUACUGGACAAGGAGAGGAACACUCCACUGAAUAUCGCCAUCACAGGAGAAUCUGGCUCUGGGAAAUCCACCUUUGUUAAUGCCUUCAGGGGCAUGGACAACAGAGAGGAGGGAGCGGCCCUGACCGGUGUUGUAGAAACCACCUCAGAGGUCACACCGUACCCCCAUCCAAACUAUCCCAAGGUUACUUUAUGGGAUCUCCCUGGAAUCGGCACCACAAAGUUUCCAGCUGAUAAAUAUUUGGAGCGUGUUGGAUUUGAGAAGUUUGACUUCUUCAUCAUCGUCUCAGCCGAUCGCUUCAGAGAAAAUGAUGUGAAACUCUCUCAGGAGAUUCAGAGGAUGGAGAAGAAGUUCUACUUUGUUCGAUCAAAGAUUGACAACGAUUUACGAGCCGAGAGAAGAAAGAGAAACUUCAGCAAAGAGGAGACUCUUAGGAAAAUGAGGGAAAACUGCAUUCAAGGACUCAGAGAUUUAGACGUCGAGGCUCCGCAGGUGUUCCUGGUGUCCAGCUUUGAGCUCCACCUGUACGACUUCUCUCUCUUACAUGAGACCUUAGACAGAGACCUUCCUGAACACAAAAGACAUGCUCUGCUGCGCGCCAUGCCCAACAUCAGCCUGGAGAUCAUCGACAAGAAGAAAAAAACUUUCAAGCGCCGAUUAUAUUGGUUGUCCGCUCUGUCUGCAGCUGUAGCUGCUGUUCCAGUUCCUGGGCUUUCUAUUGCUGUUGACAUAGCGGUGCUAGUUGGUGCUGUCACAAAUUACGUCUUUGGGUUUGGUCUUGAUAUCAAGUCUCUGCAGAGACUGUCUGCCAGCACAGGCGUGCCAUACGCCGAUCUGCGUGCCGUCAUCGUUUCUCCACUGGCUGCGGUGAAAAUAUCGAAAGAGCUCCUCCUGAAGGUGUUGAGCCAAAUUGCAGGAGCAGCUACAUUUAUGGCACUGGAGGAAGUUUCCAGAUUCAUUCCAAUAGUUGGAAUCCCGCUGGCAAUGGUGUUCUCUUUUACCACAACUUACAGACUUUUGAAUUUCAUCCUCAACCAGCUUGCUGAAGAUGCCCAGAAGGUGUUCAAAAAAGCUCUGGGUCUGAACACCUCAGUGUGAUUUAAAUAGUUAAAGGCGAUACAGUGACACGUUUAAAACUGAAGGGUAUGAAAUAAAAUUCCUAAAUCAUUGAAUAUGCAGUGAAUCCAGCUGUAAACCAGCAUCCUUACAGCUGAUCAGUGCAUCAGAGGCCUCAGCAGGUCUCAUGUCCUCAGAAACAACAGAGGAACCUCUCCCACCUUUACACAUCAACACAAUAAUGUGGCCUUUAUAUCCAUCCAUCCUGCAUCCAUCCAUCCAUCCAUCCUGCCUCCAUCU